Molecule: messenger RNA, 432 nt
Organism: Ostertagia ostertagi
Lineage: Eukaryota; Metazoa; Nematoda; Chromadorea; Rhabditida; Trichostrongylidae
Source: the annotation of a GenBank genome assembly
GAUCGGAGGGCUCCGAACGCCGUGAACAUUUUAGCUUACGCUGCUGCAUCGAAUUCCUGCCCUGCAAAUGUAUUCCCAACACGAGAAGCUAUCGAAUUCAUUCAUGGAGGGAAUCACGUUUGGAUAGGAGGUGAUAUGCGGGUCACCACACAAGCCACUAAUGAUCCAAUAUUCUAUCUUCACCACUGCAUGAUCGACAACAUCUGGGAGAGAUGGCGACAGUCUCGACAGUCACGAACCCAGCGCCAAAACGACUAUCCCGCGGACAACAUUUACUGUAGCAGUCAGUCGCAUUUCGCACGAUCUAUUAUGGUCCCGUUCUCGCCGAUGGUGAACAUCGACGGGUUAGUUAAUGACUACACGGACAAUCUCUACACCUAUGCCCCCAGGCCGACUUGUUCCAGCACCAACAGAGAUUGCGGAUCGAGGUAA